This is a messenger RNA of Penicillium canariense, 2022 nucleotides long. RefSeq lists its product as uncharacterized. The record is from RefSeq and is a predicted model, not a curated record. The transcript has 5 exons. Bases 1 to 2022 code for a protein of 673 amino acids. Lineage: Eukaryota; Fungi; Ascomycota; Eurotiomycetes; Eurotiales; Aspergillaceae. Gene Ontology annotation, molecular function: RNA binding.
AUGUCCGUCCAGCUUGUGGUUCCAAAUGCAGAGCCGAAGUAUCCUCGUGGCGAUCGCCUGCACGAGGAGCCUUCGGCGAAGAAUGCGCAGGGUUUAUUCUCCCCUGACGCUUGCAUUUUUGUUGGAAAUCUUUCCACAAAGGUCCCGACUGAGAAGCUUGCAGAGGACUUGAAGUCGGUCUUCACACAAUUCGGUUCUUGCCAUGUCAAGAUAAAGCAGGAUAAAAAGAAAGGAUUGCCGGGUGCUUUUGUACAAUUUGAACGUGUGGAAGAUGCCAGUGCAGCACUCGCGUCUGAAAAAUGUACAGUGCUGCAUGACCGAUUGCUCAGAACCGAAAGGGCAAAGGGACGGCGAACCGCGUGCCUCGGAAUCCGCACUGGUCAAUCCAUAACAGCGCAUGAUGUGUUAACGGCACUGGGAGGUCGCGGUUCACUUGAGGUCUACUCCAUUGAGCCGCAACAGAUGGGCAUCCAAACGGGGCCGGAUGUCGCCAAAGUCACCUUUGCCUUUGUCGACGACUGCAGAGACGCCAUCAAGUACUUCCAAAAGAACGACAAAUACUACCUGCAGCUUCUCGACAUGGACGGCAGCCCUCUUCUCCAGGAAUCUGGAGGGGGCCCUCCCAGGCCAAAGCCACAUAAUGCGACUUUCUCGACUGGCAGUGGAAACAGCCAGCAGCGAAGCAGCAACCGGCCGCACCGCAACGGGCCUCCCAACCACCGAGGUGGCUAUCGUAGCUUCCCAAAAUAUCACCAUCAGCCGAUACACCAUGAAAAUGUCCCUCCCCGCGGUGGUCGCAUGCCUAGUUCGCAUGUCAUGUUCAACGGGAUUCCCUACAGCAACGAAACUCAACAGCCGAGCUACCCUCACCCACCACCUCCGCCAGUACUAAAUGGCUAUGGUGGGCCUCCGUUGAUGUUCAACGGCCCUCCACCCUACAUCGGUCCACACCCGUCUCCAGACGGUUUUGCUUCUCCCAUGACUAACGGGCCCUUCAUCGUCUGCAGCCAGCCAGCUUGGACCGCACCGGACCCAGCGUUUUAUCCUGGGCCUUUCGUUGCAAGCAACGGCUACCUCAGUCCACAGGCCAGCAUAAACAAUCACUCGGGAUACUUUGGCCAUGUCAGCCAUCCUGGUUACAGUGAUCCCUACCCAGCACCGUUAGGCUACAUGGUUCCCUCGUCGCCCAACGUCAACAGCCAGUAUAACACAUCGAAUCUGGCGAAAGGGGAGCCUGCAGGAGGACAAGAUGCUUCUAAAUAUAAAGCAUUUGGUAAGGCUUCUGGGCUUGAGAGGCGGAAUGAGCCUGCAAAGACCAAGAAUCCUGAGCAGGACAUGGUGGGAGGUGUUCCGCUGCACCCAAAAACACCCGAGAAGGCACCGCGACUCAUCCGGGUUUGCGAUUCUGACGACGAGGAAGAUGCCCCCAGGGACAGUCUUGAUAAGACCCCCAAGUUGACCACAGUCCUGGUGUCAGUCCAAGAAGUAGCGGAAAAUGAAUCCGCAACUACAGAAACUGCGUCGCAAUCUCGCUCUCGCUCUCGGUCAGUAUCUGGCUCCAGAACUAGAUCGGGGUCCGGUACCGAUUUGGUCUCGCCUUCAGGCUCGGAGAAGAGCGAGGAGAACAAGACCUCAGACAUCGGCAAACCCAAGGAGAGCCCCGACCCACCCUGCUCCAGCCACAAUGCCUCCAGCACCACUUCCAGCCGCACUUGCACGUCCCCUACCCGCAAAAACGUACAUACUAAAUCGCAGACAAGCACUGGUCUCUCAAUCGAGGAGUACGUGCGGCGCGAGGCUUCGGGUACGGGACUUAGUGAGGAAUCAUUGCAAGACGUGAUUCGAGGUCUACAAGACGAGCGAAAAGCUAAGCAGGACCAGGGAAAGGAAGAGAAGGAGGAAAAGCAGGAGAAGAAAAACUUGCUGGGAGAGCCUGAUGAUCACCAGUCCGGCUCUGGCUCUAAUUCUGGUGGUUCUCGGAACGGGUCGGCGACGCGUUCUUGUUCGGUGAAGUCGAUCUAA